AGUGUGUGUGAGUGUGUUAAAGUCUAAGAGCGGAUUUUCUCUCUCUCUCUCUUUCUCUCUCUCUUCUUCUUCUUGUUGCAGAUCACAUUGCGACAGAAGAGACGGACAACCAUGCACGACUUUCCCAUCCUCUGUGCGGCUCUGUGUUUGGGAUUUUUACUCAGUAAAGCUCCCGGCUUUAAAGCUGAGACUCUGCACCAUGACUUCCUCCAGGAUAUUUUAACGGUUUACGGUCAGGACCGGUUAUUAGAUAUUAACGGGAUUAACACUUUACUGGAAACCGUCUCUCAGGGAAAACCGGCAGAGCUGGACAUAAUCAAUGCGCAUGCGCAGUGCGGAUCUGCAGAGGAGAUUCUUGCUCUCUAUGGUCUCAGCAAUCAGACACACCUGGACAAGGGUCACCUGAGGACCAUCUGCCCCACCCUCCUAAACAGAGCACUUCUGCCCCCCUGUCCUCUACAAGCAGCUGAGCCUAAAAUACACAUAGGGAGUCAAGUGUGGGGAUAUGGCUUCCUGGCGGUUACCAUCAUCAACCUGGCCUCCUUUUUGGGUCUCGCCCUCAUCCCCUUCACCAAGAAACCAUACUUCCCUAAAGUGCUCACGUACUUCAUCGGACUGGCCAUCGGGACGCUGUUCUCCAACUCCGUCCUGCAGCUCAUACCUGAGGCACUGGGGUUUGACCCGAAAGCAGAUAACUAUGUCAUGAAAGCUGUUGGGAUCUUCGGCGGAUUUUAUCUACUCUUCUUCACGGAGAGGAUCCUGAAGAUGGUCCUAAAGACAGACCAUGAGCAUGGCCACAGUCACUUCAGUCCUCCUGAGGUUCCUCAACAGAACGGAGCAGCCGUCAUAGCCAUCACCAGCUUCAGCAUCUCAAACAGCGACAAGAGCAGCAUGACUUCAGAAGCUACAGUGGAGCAGACGCCGCCGUCUCGGGGUUGCUGUGCAAGGCUGGCGAGCGUGAAGACGCUGGCGUGGAUGAUCACGCUCAGUGACGCUCUUCACAACUUCAUCGACGGCCUGGCCAUCGGCGCGUCCUUCACCGUCUCCAUACUCACCGGCUUCAGCACCUCCAUCGCUAUCGUGUGUGAGGAGUUCCCUCAUGAGCUUGGUGACUUUGUGAUCCUGCUGAACUCGGGGAUGAGCAUCAGGCAGGCCGUGCUGUUUAACCUGCUCUCAGCCAUGUCCUGUUACGUAGGCUUAGUGUUGGGGAUCCUGCUGGGCAGCACGUUCGCACCGAAUGUCAUAUUUGCCCUCGCUGGAGGGAUGUUUCUCUACAUCGCCCUCGCUGAUAUGUUUCCUGAGAUGAACGCCAUCGCUAAGGAGCACAGAGGGAACAUCAAGACAGACGUGGCGUUUUUCAUCAUCCAGAACGCUGGGCUCCUCACCGGGUUCUCCGUCAUUCUGCUCAUCACCAUGUUCGCUGGAGAUAUUAACCUGGGCUGAGCCUUUCCGACUCAACAACACCGCGUGCCUUAGUCCUUAACAAAAAGAACAAUACUGACUGUAACGAUACACUAGAUCAUGAACUAACACUUUUGUACAGCUGAUAGAUUUCUCAGCAUGAGAAUAUUUUUAAUGACCAAAAUCAAGUAUUCACUAUUUUUGUAUAUUGUUUUAAUCAAUAGCAAAAUGUUUUGUCUAAUCAACCAAAAAUUUCUUAUUUGAAACAAUGCAUGUAUAUUUUCUUACGAUUCAAGUUAGUAACAUAAUACUACGUUGCUUUAGUAGUAUUUAUGAAAGCCAUGUAAAGAAUUUGUGAUUGUAGCUGGUUUACACAUCUGUCCUUCAUUAGCUAGACAAAUGGUCAGUAAACCGAUUCUUACAUAAAGGAUUGAAUCUUUAUA
Hemibagrus wyckioides is the source of this 1844-nucleotide messenger RNA. RefSeq names its product metal cation symporter ZIP8. Gene Ontology annotation, biological process: intracellular zinc ion homeostasis; zinc ion import across plasma membrane. The coding region runs from base 112 to 1443 and encodes 443 amino acids. Lineage: Eukaryota; Metazoa; Chordata; Actinopteri; Siluriformes; Bagridae. The transcript is spliced from 8 exons. The record is from RefSeq and is a predicted model, not a curated record. Gene Ontology annotation, cellular component: membrane. Gene Ontology annotation, molecular function: zinc ion transmembrane transporter activity.